This is a messenger RNA of Rhizopus microsporus ATCC 52813, 647 nucleotides long. RefSeq lists its product as uncharacterized. Bases 341 to 556 code for a protein of 71 amino acids. The record is from RefSeq and is a predicted model, not a curated record. The transcript has a single exon. NCBI's taxonomy places the organism in Eukaryota, Fungi, Mucoromycota, Mucoromycetes, Mucorales, Rhizopodaceae.
AAAAAAGUCAGUGCACGCCCUAUAGCCCACAAAUUUAAAAGAGUUUGUUUGUUGCUAGUUGGCGUUCCAAAGAUGGACGCCCGCCUUCAAGGGAACUCUUCUCCAGACAGACCAGUUAUACCGCAGUGCAGGCGUUCUCCCAUCAGUAUCAGUCAUAUAACCAGUCCAACGCACCUAGGACCAAAACAAAACAACCAAAAACACCUAGGAUUAAAACAAAACCAUCCAAUAACGCCUAGACCAAAAGAUAUGAGCAAUGAGGCCAUACACUGUUGAAACAUGUUCAACAGUGAUGUGUCAACUAGCCAUAUUACAGAUAACUAAGCUAAUAGCACACACUAUGAAAGCUUCAUUUGAAGAAAGGGCCAUAAACUUCGCCACAGACGCACUAUCUACUGACUUUUUGGGAACUGUCCGAAGGACCCUCUACUUUGUGUGGAUAGCGGGAUUAGAGUGGGCUCCAGAUUUUGUCAGGAAAGGGUCUGAUAAGCUCCAUAGUGAGACGUUCGCGAAGAACCUGGACAUAUACAACCAAGGCAUCUUGUGUACCGAGUAAGCUUUUUUAAAAAAACUUACCAAAAGACCAUGAGAUCAAGAGAUCAAAAGAUCAAAUGAGUAGUUUGAGAAAAAGAAGAAGAAAAAACGAU